AUGCAUGGUGACAGGACCGGUACCUCGUCGCUGCGACAAGCCCUGCUCGACCUCGGAUACGAUGACGGCUAUCACUUUGCCUCUUGUAUGAACGAGAACCCUCGGGACUGCGACCUCUGGUGUGCGGCGCUCGAGGCCAAGUUUCAAGGCAGAGGGACCCCCUGGACGCGCACCGAAUGGGAUCAGUUGCUGGGACACUGUCGCGCCGUGACCAACACCCCUUGCGUCGUCUUCUACGCUGAGCUCCUGGCGGCCUCUUGA
This is a messenger RNA of Aspergillus ibericus CBS 121593, 261 nucleotides long. Its product is annotated as sulfotransferase family protein. Bases 1 to 261 code for a protein of 86 amino acids. The record is from RefSeq and is a predicted model, not a curated record. NCBI's taxonomy places the organism in Eukaryota, Fungi, Ascomycota, Eurotiomycetes, Eurotiales, Aspergillaceae. The transcript has a single exon.